Cornus florida is the source of this 2286-nucleotide messenger RNA. Its product is annotated as phenylalanine--tRNA ligase beta subunit, cytoplasmic. Gene Ontology annotation, molecular function: RNA binding; phenylalanine-tRNA ligase activity; magnesium ion binding. The transcript has 21 exons. Gene Ontology annotation, biological process: phenylalanyl-tRNA aminoacylation. The record is from RefSeq and is a predicted model, not a curated record. The coding region runs from base 154 to 1932 and encodes 592 amino acids. Gene Ontology annotation, cellular component: phenylalanine-tRNA ligase complex; cytoplasm. Lineage: Eukaryota; Viridiplantae; Streptophyta; Magnoliopsida; Cornales; Cornaceae.
GUUAGGGCAAGUUUCAGACGACACAAUCUGCUUAGACACUCCGCAGGGCGCAGCCUUCGCUAUCGCCUCAGGUGACAAGGGCCUCACAAUUGAAAGUUCACCUAGGGCCUCUCAAAAUAUUUGGAAUCUCAGGGCCGGCCCUAGUUCGCCGCCAUGCCAACCGUCAGCGUUGGAAGAGACCGUCUCUACGAAGCCCUAGGACAAACAUACACUCAAGAAGAAUUUGAAGAGUUGUGCUUUAAGUUUGGAAUCGAGCUUGAUGAUGUGACAACUGAAAGGGCCAUCAUCAGAAAGGAAAAACACUUGGAGGAGGAAGCUACUGAGGACGAAGAAGUUAUCUACAAAAUUGAAGUUCCGGCAAAUAGAUAUGACUUGCUUUGCCUUGAAGGGCUUGCUCAAUCCCUCCGCAUUUUUAGUGGGCUUGAUCCUAUUCCGGCAUACAAAAUGUCUGAUAUUAGUACAAAAUCCAUGCUUAAAAUGCAUGUAAAACCAGAGACAUCUUUGAUUCGCCCUUAUGUUGUUUGUGCCGUUUUAAGAGGGGUAGCUUUUGAUGAAGCAAGAUAUAACAGCUUUAUUGAACUUCAAGAUAGGCUCCAUCAAAACAUUUGCCGGCGAAGAACCCUUGUCGCCAUUGGAACUCAUGAUUUGGAUACACUAGAAGGCCCUUUCACAUAUGAGGCCCUGCCACCUUCAAACAUAAACUUUGUGCCGUUGAAACAGGUGAAGAACUUCAGAGCUGAUGAAUUGAUGGAGUUUUACCAAUCGGAUUUGAAACUGAAGAAGUUCUUGCACAUAAUUGAGGAUUCACCAGUUUUCCCUGUUUUAUAUGAUCGUAACAGAACAGUUUUGUCUUUGCCACCAAUUAUUAAUGGUGCACAUUCAGCCAUUACCUUAAAGACAAAUAAUGUGUUCAUCGAGUGCACAGCCACUGAUUUGACAAAGGCCAAAAUUGUUUUAAACACAAUGGUAACUAUGUUUUCGGUAUAUUGCAAAGAGAAGUUUGAGGUUGAACCAGUUGAAGUGAUAUACCCUGAUGGAAAAUCAUUUGUAUAUCCUGAUCUCUCGCUCUACCAUAUGGAGGUGCCUUUAUCUUACAUCACUGGUUACAUUGGAGUUCCCCUGGAGGCAAAUGAGGUCACCAGUUUGUUGAAUAAAAUGCAAUUGCAUUCUAUGCAGUCCGUAUCAGGAGAUAAACAGUGCAAUAUCAUUGUAUCUGUACCUCCAACUAGAAGUGAUAUUCUUCAUCCAUGUGAUGUGGCUGAGGAUGUUGCUAUUGCUUAUGGCUACAAUGAAAUUCCAGAGAGAAAACCUGCAUUUUUGAAGCCGCUGCCUCUGAACGAGCUCAGUAAACUUAUCAGAAUGGAGAUUGCAAUGAAUGGGUAUACAGAGGUGUUAACAUGGAUACUGAGCUCUUACAAAGAAAAUUUCUCCAUGCUGAAUCGUAAAGAUGACAAAUCAAUGGCAGUGAUCGUUGAAAAUCCCCGUUCCUCUGAUUUUGAGGUUGUUCGUAGCAGCCUCAUGCCUGGCAUAUUAAAAACUGCCAGGCACAAUAAAGACCAUCCAAAGCCCAUAAAGAUAUUUGAAGUGGGUGACAUAAUGCAUUUGGAUGAGACGAAAGAUGUUGGUGCAAGAAACCAUCGCCACCUUGCAGCUUUAUAUUGUGGUCCUAACUCAGGAUUUGAGUUAAUUCAUGGCUUGGUGGACAGAAUCAUGGAAGUAAAUGGAACUCCAUUUGUAGAAGCUGGGGAUAACUCGGGCUACUAUAUCAAAUGCUCAGAUGAGCCUGAGUUUCUUCCGGGUAGACAAGCUCACAUUAUUUAUAAAGGGAAGCACAUAGGCAGUUUUGGCAUUGUGCAUCCAGAGGUCUUAGUUAACUUUGAGAUUCCUGAUCCGUGCUCCUAUGUGGAAGUUAACAUUGAGAACUUCUUGUAAGAUUAUCCUCAUUAAUCAUGUUCAAUGUGAUUUGGCAUUGGGUUCCUAGGCUAUUAUGAAUCUCUCUUAAAUCGCGUUUCCAGCAGCCCAACUAUCAGAAAAAAAUUGUUGGUCUUAUGGAGGGGCAAAUUUUUUCGUUACUUGUGUUUGUAACUAAAAUCUCAAUAGAGCCAAAAAGGAAGAAAAAAAAAGCACCAUUUUUUCUAUUACAUCCUAAAGGUUUUUAUACCUGUAGUGGAUUGUUUAAUGUGUUCAUUUUUCUUUUUUAGUCAUGUAUUGGAAUCACACAAUGGUUGACCAAAGAAAUGUUUUUUGCAUCCUUUCAUAAGUUGUCAUAAAAAUUAGGAGCACGAA